AAAAAGAAAAAGUUCUAUUAAAUAAUAUUAAUUAAAUAAUACUAAAUCAAUAAAAUUAUUUUAAUUGUUCAAUACUCAUAUUUUGAUGCGGUGUGUGACAUUAUUUAAUGCAUUGUAAAGCGGCCUUUAUUUUAGAUUGAAUUUUGAUUAUGGCUUUUGUUUGUGUGCAACACAAUAGUGUAUCGUACAAUACACGUAGUAUUUACUAACAUUUUAUUAGAAGUGGGGAUGAUUAGAGAUAAUUACGUUGCCCGCGAAUUGUGACAAUCGUUGCGAUUAUUAACAAGUGACAAGAAUAAAAUAGUUCGUUGUACAAAGAAUUCUUACGAAUAUUUUUUAAAGAAAUAAUUAUUUAUAUUUAUUUAAUAGAAAAGUAUAAAGCAAUCAUAUAUUUUUUUUUAAAUAAUAGCAUUAUUUAAAAAAUGCGUUCUUAAUUUUAUCAUAUUUUAAUGAAUCAUCGCUACUGAUAAAAUAAUAUUUUACGUUGUUCAUGCAAGGUGACAUGGCUUUGUUUGCCGUGCUUCUUGUGGUUCUAUCCAUUUUUUCUUCAACAUAUAGUACUGUGCAUUUUCAACCUGAAUCAGUGCAUCUUUCAUAUGGUGAUAAUAUACAUGACAUUGUUGUUACAUGGAGUACAAGAAAUGAUACAGGUGAAUCUAUUGUAGAGUAUGGUAUAGGAGGCUUUGUUUUAACUGCCAUAGGAAAUUCAACUCUUUUCGUUGAUGGGGGAUCAAAAAAAAGACAACAAUAUAUUCAUAGAGUUUGGUUGAAAAAUCUUACACCUGACAGUCAUUACAUAUAUCAAUGUGGAAGUCGAUAUGGUUGGUCAAAUAUCUUUUAUAUAAAGACUGCUCCUCAUAACUCUGUCCAAUGGUCACCACAUAUUGUAAUCUUCGGUGAUAUGGGAAAUGAAAAUGCUCAAAGUUUAUCAAGGCUACAAGAAGAAACUCAUCGUGGCUUAUAUGAUGCUGCAAUACAUAUCGGAGAUUUUGCUUAUGACAUGAAUACUGAAAAUGCUAAAGUUGGUGAUGAAUUUAUGAGACAAAUUGAGGGAGUUGCUGCUUAUAUACCUUAUAUGACUGUGCCUGGUAAUCACGAGGAAAAAUAUAAUUUUAGUAAUUACAGAGCACGCUUUACAAUGCCUGGUAGUUCAGAAGGACUGUGGUAUAGUUUUGACAUAGGUCCUGUACAUUUUAUAGGUAUAGAAACAGAAGCUUACUAUUUUAUGAAUUAUGGAAUAAAGCAACUUAUAAAACAAUAUGAAUGGCUUGAUAAGGAUUUAAAAGCUGCAAAUAGACCUGAGGCUAGGGCACAACGUCCUUGGAUAGUAACAUUUGGACAUAGACCAAUGUAUUGUAGUAACGCAAAUGCGGACGAUUGUACCAAUCAUCAAAGCUUAGUUAGAGUUGGUUUGCCAUUCCUGAAUUGGUUUGGUCUAGAAGACUUAUUCCUUAAACAUAAAGUAGACUUAAUGUUGUGGGCACAUGAACAUAGUUUUGAACGAAUGUGGCCCAUGUACAACUUUAAGGUGUACAAUGGUAGUUAUGAAGAACCAUAUAAGAAUUAUAAAGCACCUGUACAUGUGGUAACAGGAUCUGCUGGAUGUAAAGAAGGAAGAGAAAAGUUUAUUCCUCAUUCGCCAGAUUGGUCAGCAUUUCAUAGUUCCGAUUAUGGAUAUACGCGGAUGAAAGCGUUUAAUAAGACACAUCUAUAUCUAGAACAGGUUUCUGAUGAUAAAGAAGGUGCUGUUAUAGAUCAAUUCUGGCUUGUAAAAGAUAAUUUUAUGCCGUCGUAUGAUCUAAAAGAAUUAGGUCUAGAAAGAAAUGAAGAAUUAUAAAAAUAAUAUUAGUAGAACUUGGCAAAUAUAUAGUUAAAUAUAUGAAUUUUUUUCAGAAGUGAUACAAGUUCGCUUUCCUUUAUUUCGAGAUAUUUAAUAUUUUGCAUUUUAAUAUAUCUAAAAAUUUUUGUUAAACGCUAAUAAGCUUGUUGGUAUUUUAAAAAUUUAAGAUAUGUUUUAUUAUCUUAUCUAGCAAUUUUUUAAAACGUUCUCAGAGUAAAGCAGUAUUUUUAUUGAUUGCAAAUGAACUUAUACCAAUUUCAAUAAUAAUAAAUUACCGAAAUUGUGAAAUAAUACAAAAUUUAAAUUUAUAUUUUAAUUGAAGUAGACAAAUUUUAGAAUUAUGUAGACUUUCCUGAGAUGUAAUUCUAAAAUAUAAAUAAUAACAAUUAUAAAAUAAAGGAAAAGAGCAAAAUAUAUUAUUGAACAUAGAAAUUUAUUGAUUUGGUAAAAAUUUUUGAAAGUAAUUAUAAUAUGUUUAAUAAGAAAAGCAACUUAAAAAAAAAAUUAGAGUACAUCGUGAAGAAUAAUAUUAAUAACUUUUAUUCAUAUUUUAGUCUUCAUUUGGCUUCAUACAAAGUGUUCUGAAAUAUUUGUGAUGAGUAGGAGGUAUAUAAGAUAAUAAACUCAUAUUGUUAUAUUUAGCUGAUGUUAUAGAUCUUAAAUUGCAUACAUAGUGGCAAUGAUGUUAUUCUGGAGAAAUUUUUUGGCCUUCCUUAUUGUGGAGAUAAAUCUAAAACUUUAAAUUUGGCAUUUCUUUCUAUUGAUAUUUUGUACAAAAUUUAAUACAAAUUGUCCCUUUUAAAUCUCAUCCAGCAAGUCUUUAGUCAAUUUAUAGUUUCUCUAUUAGCAUUUGUCUUUCUCUUUAAAACUGCCUCUUUUAAAGAUUUUAUGGAACAAAGUCUGUUAUUUCAUAUAAAAGAAAAUUAUUUUUUUUUUGGCAUUGCUCUAUUACUUUAUAAUAAUCCUGAGGUUUGUAUGAUAAAUCUGUUUUUUUUAGCGCCAUUUCUACAACUCUAAAAAUUCAGUUGUUUAGUAAAAAUUAAUGACCUGACAAUAAAAAUUUAUAAUCAAUUACAUUUACAUUAUUGUCAGGGGAGUAAACAAUUUUUAACUAUAUCAAUGUCAUAUUUAUAUUUUUGUUUUGUUUGGUGCACAUGUCUGUUAUAAUAUGAUCUUGAAUUGUAACAUUCUGAAUGUACUUCAAGAAUACAUAUAUAAAUACAUCGUAGUCUCGAGUUAGGUUAGAAUCAAAAAAAGUGAUGAGUUCUCAUAGCGAGCUUUGCGGAAACAACAAAAAAAUUGAUUCAUUGGUGCAAAUGGACUUAUAUCAAUUAAAAAAAAAAAAACAUUUAUGCAAUUCCAUUUAACAGCCAAAUUUCUUUUGACUAAUUCAUGAAGAUAUUGUACUGUAUUGACUCUGUUAUUAUAAAUAUAAAAAAGAGACAUUUUCUCUCUCUCUCUCUCUCUCUCUCUUUCUCUCUCAUGAAACUAGUAUCAACUCAUUUUUUUUCAAAGUUGGAUUCAUACCACUUUCAAAAAAAACGGCUCAUAUAUAUAUAUAUAUAUAGUACAAAAUAGAUAUACGUACAAUGAAAAUAUUAAGAUUACGAAGUAAAUCACUUCUAAUGAUUUGCAGUACUCUACAUAGUACUACUUACAUUUUAAGCGUUCAUUUCGAAGAUAUACUUGUAAAUAUUUAUUAGAAUUAAUAAAUAUAUUAUGCAAUUCAAUGUUUAAUGAACAUUAAUGAUGUUUAGAACGAAUUACAGAAUUGUUAAAACAAUGUACAAAUUAAAAGGAAAGAAAUAAAUGAUACGGAUAUACAAUAUAA
Messenger RNA from Vespula vulgaris, 3671 nucleotides. RefSeq names its product acid phosphatase type 7. The coding region runs from base 491 to 1837 and encodes 448 amino acids. The record is from RefSeq and is a predicted model, not a curated record. The transcript is spliced from 7 exons. NCBI's taxonomy places the organism in Eukaryota, Metazoa, Arthropoda, Insecta, Hymenoptera, Vespidae. Gene Ontology annotation, molecular function: metal ion binding; acid phosphatase activity.